Anopheles darlingi is the source of this 3249-nucleotide messenger RNA. Its product is annotated as diuretic hormone receptor-like. Gene Ontology annotation, cellular component: plasma membrane. Gene Ontology annotation, molecular function: peptide hormone binding; diuretic hormone receptor activity; G protein-coupled peptide receptor activity. The transcript has 12 exons. The coding region runs from base 658 to 2076 and encodes 472 amino acids. Lineage: Eukaryota; Metazoa; Arthropoda; Insecta; Diptera; Culicidae. Gene Ontology annotation, biological process: adenylate cyclase-modulating G protein-coupled receptor signaling pathway; cell surface receptor signaling pathway. The record is from RefSeq and is a predicted model, not a curated record.
AGCACAGCGCGUUGUGAGUGGACAGGCGCGGUGCCUUUUUCGCGGAAGAUGGUUCGCUGAGGAAUUCAAAUGAUCGGUUCGUAGCCCGUAGCGUGGUUCCGGUGACGGAUUUCGAAAGGAGUUGGUGUGAACCUCAUAAAAAGGGGAAAAAGUGUAGUGGGUUGGCAUUCGAUUGACUAAACGUGACCCCGGGAACGUGUGCAGAUUAGCGAGGCGGACGUGUUGUCGAUUGUAGCGACCACGAAUCUGCUACGUUGGAGCGUGGGUGUCGUACGCCACAGCAACGAACGAGUCGAUUGUGUAACGUUUCGUAUGUCGUCGUCGAGGGGGAGGGUUGGUUGUUGAUGUUGUGUUUUGGAGAAAUCUGAUUCGGUGACUUUGGUUGGUGUUUUAGUCUUUCUGGGUAUAGUAUCUCAUCAUUAACGUGAAGCGACGCUGUUGGUGAAUUUUUAAAUUUUGAAGAUGUCGACAUGUGGGAUGUGUAGUGUACGUCAAGGUCAGUGAUCAGUGCGAGCACGUAGCAAUGUAUCAUCGGUUGCUGCUACUGCUGCUAGUGUUGUGCCAGCGUUGGGAUGAGAUGUGACGAGCAACGUGAUACCGAUCAGUGAUCUGCAAGUGCAAAAACACCCACGAGAAAAAUUGACGCACCAGAAAGCAAUGAACGAAUCAAUAAUGGCUCCGGUCAACGAGAGUGCACUGGCCACACCGGGCGAUGCACCGGGGAACGUCACGCACCUUAUUCCCGGUGCUGGUUCGAGUUCGGCGAGUCUGCUCGAGGCACUGGAUGGUGUAGCGGCGCUCUCCCUCAACAUGACCACCGCCGAACGUUGUCGGUUGCAGCAGCAGCUUGAGGAAGAACUCCCGGCCCCGGAUGGUGACUGUCCGACCUUCUUCGAUCUCGUGUCCUGCUGGCCCCGGACCCCACCCGGUACGCUGGCCGUGUUGCCGUGUUUCUCCGAGUUCAAGGGCGUCCAGUACGAUACCUCACAUAAUGCAACCCGCUUCUGCAACGACGAUGGUACGUGGGACAACUACACCGACUACGACAGCUGCCAGCACCUGGCCCAGGCAUCACCGGUGCCGGGUUUUGAGCCGGGCAUCGAGCUCCCGACGUUGAUCUACUUCGUCGGCUACUCCAUCAGUCUGGCCGCGCUCGUCCUCGCCGUGGUGGUGCUCGUCUACUUUAAGGAUCUCCGCUGCCUACGCAACACCAUCCACGUCAACCUCUUCCUCACCUACAUCAUGUCGUCGAGCCUCUGGAUACUCAUCCUAUCGUUGCAGAUUACCGUCAAGCUGGAGGGGGCCGGAUGCAUCGUGCUCGUGACACUCUUCCACUACUUCAGUGCGACCAACUUUUUCUGGAUGCUCGUUGAAGGUCUCUAUCUCUACAUGCUCGUGGUGCAGACGUUCUCCGGGGAUACGCUACGCUUCCGGAAGUACGCCAUCAUCGGCUGGGGAGGUCCAUUAAUAUUUGUCGGCGCGUGGGCCAUUGCCAAGCCAUUCUUUCUCUCCUCGGACCCGGACCUGGAGCAUCCGAACAAGCUCGAAAUAGAAUGCUCUUGGAUGAGGGAAUCUCACAUCGAUUGGAUCAUCCAGGGACCGACCUGUGCGGUGUUGGCCAUCAAUCUCAUCUUUCUUCUUCGCAUCAUGUGGGUCCUCAUCACGAAACUCCGUUCAGCGAACACGGUCGAGACGCGCCAGUAUCGGAAGGCAUCGAAGGCACUGCUCGUCCUGAUACCGCUGCUCGGCAUCACCUACCUCAUCGUGAUCUACGGUCCCAUGGAGGGCGUCGGCAGCCAUAUCUUCGCGACGACGCGCGCCCUGCUUCUCAGCACACAGGGUUUUGUCGUGUCGCUGCUUUACUGCUUCCUGAACUCGGAGGUCCGGCAAACGCUACGCCAUCAUUUCUACCGUUGGCGAGAUGAACGGAACAUACAGGCCGGUAAGGUACCGUCCUCGCAUCAUCGCAGGCCAACGUUUAGCAAAGACUAUUCGCCUCGUUCGCGAACCGAAAGCACACGGACGGUCGAGUAUAGCAUCGCCACCAUGAAGCACUCGUGCGCGUUCCGAGAUUAAACUUUAAUGGCCCAGCGAGUGUUAACGGGGAUGCUGCGUGUGGACGUAACACCUCAUGCUUGUCGUCGUCUGUACGUGUCUGGUGUGUGUGCGGCACGGAAAAGAAACUUUGCAAGAGCGAUGAGUCACGAUGUGCAAACAGGUUACGGGAAGGAAGGAUAUGUGCGUUCCGUUGCGAAGGAGAGUAAAUAAACAUAAAAUCCGUCCACGAACGUCGUGGAAUCGUGGUGGACGCGUAGCGCGGUUUUCAAACAAUUACACAAAGUGUAACGUGAAAUAAAUUAGAGAAGAGGACCAUAAAAAAUCGAGCCGAUGACGAUGCAGCGAAUGGCGUAAUGGAACGAGUGGAGGAGAAGUAAGGAAGAGUUGGUAAACCUUUGGAAGAAGGUCAAGAUGGACCAUAUUUGUGUCAUCGUUUGGAUAAUUUUAGCAUCAUAGUUCGUUCGUUAUUUGAAACAAUUAAUGUAACAAAAGGUGUAUUUAGAUAGCAAGCAGAAUAUGCAACGAAAGAAGUAAACAAUCAAGAAAAUUAGAGCGUAUUUAAAAAAAGGGGCACACAAUCAGGCAAAUUAUUGUAAUGUAAGAAAUAAGGUUCUUGCAUGUACGCUGAUCAAAACAUGUUUUUGGAGUGAUAUUUGUGGGCAAUGCUGGAAUGCUUAUGUAACGAAUCAAACUGUCGUAUCUAAAGCAAUUUUUUUUCGCCUUUCUUCAAAUGUGUAAACCAGAUAAUCAAAAAGGAACCUUUUUUGAUUUAUGUACUUUUGGUUAGGCCAGUUUCGAACAAUCUUUGAAAGAGUAUACAUACCAGUAUAGUUAGGAAUCGAAAACGAGGUUAAAGCGACCUGAAAAACAUUUAAAAAGAGGUUAAAAGAGAAAUUUAAACUAAAAACAUUGUAACUAACGCUGCAUUAGUUAGGAUGUUACACGACCUGUUAAAUUCUGUCACAAAUUAGCCCGUGUUGUAUUUAAUCGUCACUUCCAUGCCCACCCUUUGCUUCCUUGCUUUCAUUUCGUGUUGUGUUAUAUGGAUUUUUGUAAAUUAUUAUUGGCAGCUGGUCAGUUAGCCAACCAGCCAGCCCUCGCUAUUAGCUCGUAGCUCACAAUCGCAACCCAAUGAGAGACCAAUCAUGUCGCAUCCCAUUCUCAUAAUGUUUCAUUCCAAUGUCCCUUGCC